This is a messenger RNA of Colossoma macropomum (tambaqui), 8314 nucleotides long. Its product is annotated as NACHT, LRR and PYD domains-containing protein 3-like. Gene Ontology annotation, molecular function: protein binding. NCBI's taxonomy places the organism in Eukaryota, Metazoa, Chordata, Actinopteri, Characiformes, Serrasalmidae. The coding region runs from base 78 to 3680 and encodes 1200 amino acids. The record is from RefSeq and is a predicted model, not a curated record. The transcript is spliced from 9 exons.
AUUUCAUGCUUCAUUAAUGAACUGUUCACAGAGAGCAGCGUCUCCAGUGUCUGUGUGUGAAGAGUAAAACCUCAGUGAUGGAGUCUCAUCACUCCAGCAGUGGAGAGAGACGCUCUGAUUCAAAAGUGAAGCAUGCAGGAUCUCCAGAGCCCAGCUGUGUGUCUGUGAAGAGGUUCCGGUCAAUUGAGAGCCCUUCUGAAUUCAGCAGAGGACGAGAACCCAGUUGUGUGUCGAUGAAGAGUGACCAGUGCAUAGAGAAACCUCCUGUAUUCAGCAGUGGAGGAGAAGGAGAACCCAGCUGUAUGUCUAUGAAAAGUGGCCAGUCCAUGGGGCAACCUCCUUUAUUCAGCAGUGGAGGAGGAGAACCCAGUUGUGUGUCUAUGAAGAGUGACCAGUCCAUGUUGGAGCCAGCACAGUCCAGUGGAGGGAGAGGAACCUCUGACUCAUGGCGGCGAUCCACAGAAACAGCAUUGCAGAUAAAUGCUCCGGCAGAUAUUUACCAACCAGUGGAUGAUGUCCUUCUCAAAAUCUUAGAGAGACACAAAACCAGCAUGAAGAACAAGCAUGAGAGUCUAUUUGAGGGAAUCAAAACAGAAGAGAAUAAAACCCUCCUGAACAGGAUUUACACACAGCUCUACAUCAUAGAGGGAGAGAGUGAAGGAGUGAAUGAAGAACAUGAGAUUUUACAGAUGGAGAAAACACCCAGGAAACAGGUACAAGACUUUCCAAUCAACUGCUUAGAUAUCUUUAAACCUCCACAAGGUCCUGAAGGAGAAACACAAGAAGAGAACAUUAGAGCUGCGAUGGCUGACAGUCUCAGACACAAAGAAGGAAAAGAAGAUAACAGACCAAAAGAGCCAGAGCUCAGAAGUGUUCUGACUAAAGGCAUCGCUGGCAUUGGAAAAACUGUCUCUGUGCAGAAGUUUAUUCUGGACUGGGCUGAAGGAAAAGCCAAUCAGGAUGUCGAGUUCAUGUUUGUGCUUCCGUUCCGGGAGUUGAACCUGAUUAAAGAUGAUCAAUACAGUCUUCAUGGACUUCUGUGUGACUUCCAUCCUGAGCUCAAAGAUCUGGACCCAAAAAUUUAUGAUCAGCUCAAAGCUGUGUUUUUAUUUGAUGGUCUGGAUGAAAGUAGAAUUCCACUGAACUUUGAACAGUGUGAGAAAGUAUCUGACAUCACCAUGACAUCAUCAGUGUGUGUGUUGCUGACAAAUCUCAUCAAGGGAGAGCUGCUUCCAUCUGCUCGAAUCUGGAUAACCUCACGACCAGCAGCAGCCAAUCAGAUCCCUCCUAAAUUCAUCAACCGUGUGACAGAAAUUCAGGGAUUCAGUGACCCACAGAAGGAGGAGUACUUCAGGAAGAGGAUCAGUGAUGAAGACCAAGCCAAGAGAAUAAUCUCACACAUGAAGACAGUGAGGAGCCUCUACAUCAUGUGCCACAUUCCAGUCUUCUGCUGGAUCUCAGCCACUGUUCUUCAGCAAAUCAUAAAACAGCGUAAUACAGAAAUCCCUAAAACUCUGACUGAAAUGUACUCACACUUCCUGCUCACUCAGACAAACAUGAAGAAUGAGAAGUAUAAGGAGAAAGAUGAGGGAAACCCAAAGAAUCCGCUGGAAUCCAACAGAACCAUUCUUCUGAAACUGGCUGAACUGGCUUUCAAACAGCUGAUGAAGGGCAAUGUGGUGUUCUAUGAAGAGGACCUGAAAGAGAGCAGCAUUGAUGUCACUGAGGCCUCAGUGUAUUCUGGGAUUUUUACUGAGAUCUUUAGGGAGGAAUGUGUGCUUUACCAGAGGAAGGUCUACUGUUUUGUUCAUCUAAGCUUUCAGGAGUUCCUGGCUGCUGUUUAUGUGUUUCUGUGCUAUGAGAUCAAGAACAUGGAGGAACUGCAGAUGUUUAAACCACUAAACAGAGAGAGAUCUGAGAAUGUUUCUCUGGAUGAGGUGCUAGAAGGAGCAGUGACUGAAGCAGUAAAGAGUCAGAAUGGUCAUCUGGAUCUUUUCCUCCGUUUCCUGGUGGGCAUCUCGCUGGAGUCCAAUCGGAGACUCCUACAGGGUCUCUUGACACCAACCCAGAUCAGCUCAGAGAGGACCAGAAAGUACAUCAAGAGAUUAAUCAAAAGAGAAGAUAAACAAUAUCCCAUCUCCACUGAGAGAUCCAUCAAUCUUUUCCUCUGUCUGUCUGAAAUGAAUGACCAGUCUCUCUCCAGAGAGAUUCAGGAGUUUCUAAAAUCAGAGAAACACUCAGAGGGGAAGCUUUCUCCUGGACAGUGUUCAGCAUUUGCCUGCAUGCUUCUGACCUCAGAGGAGGUUCUGGUUGAGCUGGACCUGAAGAAAUACAACACAUCAGAGGAGGGUUACAGGAGACUGAUCCCAGCUCUGGCUGUCUGCAGAAAAGCUCGACUAAAUUGCUGUUACAUCACCAAGGACUGCUGUGACACACUCUGCGCAACUCUACAAUCUGUAAACUCCUCUGUGAAAGAGCUGGACCUUAGUAACAAUGACUUGCAGGACGCGGGAGUGGAGCUGCUCUCUGCUGGACUGAAGAGUUUACACUGUAAAUUGGAGAUACUGAGACUAACCAACUGUAGUCUUACCACAAACUCCUGUGAAAAUAUAUCAUCAGUUCUACAAUCGGUAAAUUCUUCUCUGAAAGAGCUAGACCUCAGUAACAAUGACCUGCAGGAUUCAGGAGUUGAGCUGCUCUCUACUGGACUAAAGAACUCACACUGUAAACUGGAGAUACUCAGACUGUACAACUGUAGUCUUGGUAAGAAAGCUUGUGAAAAUUUGGGAUCAGCUCUACAAUCAGCAAAUGUCUCACUGAAAGAGCUGGACCUCAGCAACAAUGACUUGCAGGAUUCAGGAGUGGAGCUGUUCUCUGUUGGACUGAAGAAUUCAUAUUGCAAACUGGAGACACUCAGAUUAUCUGGUUGUAUGGUGGCAGAUGAUGGCUGUUCUUUCCUGGCUUCAGCUCUAAAAUCAAACCCCUCCUAUUUGAGAGAACUGGAUCUGACCUAUAAUCACCCAGGAGAGUUUGGAAUGAAGCUGCUCUCUGAUUUACUGGAGGAUCCACACUGCACACUGGAGAAACUACAGGUGGAUCAUGGAGGGCAGAUCAGGAUGAAACCAGGACCACAGAAAUAUGUGUGUGAUCUCACUCUGGAUCCAAACACAGUGAACAAUCGUCUCUCUCUGUAUGAGAGGAACAGAAAGGUGGAGGCUGUGAGAGAAGGUCAGCGUUAUCCGGAUCAUCCAGACAGAUUUAAAAUGUAUCCUCAGGUCUUAAGUGUGGAGAGUCUGACUGGACGGUGUUACUGGGAGGUUCAGUGGAGCGGAAUUGGAGUUGAUAUAUCAGUAUCAUACAGAGGAAUCAAGAGGAAUGUAAACAGUAUUGACUGCGUGUUUGGAUACAAUAAUCAGUCCUGGAGUCUAAACUUUUAUAAUAACAGUUACACUGUCAGACACAAUAAUCAGAGAACUGACCUACCUGCCCCCACCUCCCUCUCUAACAGAGUAGGAGUGUAUCUGGACUGGGGGUCCGGCACUCUGUCCUUCUACACCAUCUCACCUAACACACACACACUGACCCACCUACACACAUUCACCACCACAUUUACUGAACCGCUCUACGCUGGAUUCUGGAUUUAUCCUGAUUCGUCAUUGAGUCUGUGUAAGAUAGAAUAAUCUCUACGCACAGAGACAGAGAGAGACACAGAUGAGAGAAGAAGAUAUAUAGAGAGAGAGACAGAGGGAGAGAUAUAGAGAGAGACAGAGAUAGAGAUACACUAUGGGCAAAAGUAUUGGGACACCUACACAUUACACCUAGAGGGGUUUUUGUGAAUCCCAUUCUGAAUCCAUAGGCAUUAAUAUGGAGUUGGUCCCCCUUUGCAGCUGUAACACCUUCCACACUUCUGGGAAGCUUUUGACAAGAUUUUGGAGAGUGUCUGUGGGAAUUUUGGUCCAUUCUAGUUCAUCCCAAAGGUGUUCAAUGGGGUUGAGGUCAGGGCUCUGUGAGGGCCAGUCAAGUUCUGUUUCCACUGUUUUCACUGGAACUGAGGGGCCUAAGCCAACCCCUGAAAGCACCACUCCAUUAGAUGCUUGGCAUUGUACUUGGUGAUGUAAGGCUUGCAUGCAGCUGUUCGGCCAUAGAAAUCCAGGCCAUGAAGCUCCCGGCGCACAGUUUUUGCGCUGAUGUUAAUGCAAGAGGACGUGUGGAACGCUGCGGUUACUUUAUGCGCUACGGUGGCGUCCUAUUACAGAAGCACGUGUGAAUUCAGUGAGCUCUUUAGAAGGACACAUUCUUUCACAAAUGUUUGAAAAGGCAGACUGCAUGGCUAAGAGCUUGAUUUUAUAAAUCUUUGGAAAUGGGACUGAAUGAAACACUCAAAUUCAGUGAUUAAGAGAUGUGCAUCAAUGCUUUUGUCCAUAUAGUGUACAAAGAGGGAGAGACAGUGCAAGAGAUGAGAGAGAGUCACACAGAGAGACAGAAAAGGAGAGAGAGAGAUACUGAGAGAGAGACUAACAGAAAGUGAGACAGAGAGGGAGAGAGUUGGCUGGUGAAAAAAAAACAUUGUUCUCUGGUUUUCUCUAAAAGAUGAAUCCAGAAAAAGAACAGACAUACACGGCCAUGUGUUCAUAUAUGAGACACAUAUCGGAUAUAUUGUUUCAUUACAAAAUACCAGAUUUAAAAAAACACAUUGCCUGAGGGAGGAUAUAUAGGUGGUGGGCAGAGUCUUGGAAUCCUACUCUGGAAGACUGAAUCCGAAAGUGGAAAGAGUUCCAGAAUUUGACGGAACAUGAGGGACAUGAAGGACAAGCUUGUUCAAGGAGGAUCUCUCUAAAGGGGACCAUGAGAGGAGAUAGAAGCUCUGGCUGGAGGUUGAAAAGGCAUAAGCAGCAGGGAAAAUGCUUCACUGCAGUACUUCACUGGACCUUCACUGGACCUAGAGCUUUUAUCCAAGGUGAAGGAGAUACUCCUGGUUGAAUAACUUAGGUUGCUUGUUUAAAAAUAACUUUGGAGGUGACAUUCUUUGUUCUGAUUGUGACUGUCAUGGUCAUUUUAUAUGUUUGGUCAUGAGAUGUAAUAAUUUAACUUUGAUUGUAGUUAACAUAUAUGAUUUGAGAUGAACUUCAGCCUGAGCUCAUAUAUGUGAACUGCGCUCCAUCCAUUCUGGCACACAAUGCUUCUCCAGCGGUGUGCGGUAUGGUUUACUCUGUAAAACCAUCACCAAAAGUCAGACAUCAACCAAAGUCCUCAACAAGCUGUAGUCCAUUGUCUGAUUCAGUGGCAUAGGAGAAGGUAAACUUUUCCAAAUGCACAGAACCAAAGAAGACGACAUGAGAUAAAAUCAGACAGCAGAGGUGUGCAAAGACAAAGCAAAACAACGCUGCAAACUCAAAAAUCUAAACCCAGUUAUUGUAGGUAAAGCACACUGCCACGGUGGGCAGGAAAAAUAUAAUUUAGUCCAUUCAUGUCUUACUUUUAAUGUAUUGAAGUAACAUUAGAUGUUUGCAUUGAUAUUUUCACAAAGCACGUUUCAGCUAUUGUAGUAAAAGAGCACUGUAAAUACCACAAUUCACAAAAAACUGGUGACACCAGUAGAAAUUGACGUGCUCUACGGACGGACUCUGACGUUUAACUGUUGUCAGCUUCAGAUUCAAACACUGGCCACUAAUAACAAACUGAAAAAGAUGAUGGCGGGUAGCAAUGGAUAGAACAGUGACCCUCCAGAACAGGAUCAGCACACACUGCUCUUCACAGAUAGGAUGGAGAUCCCCCAGAACAGGACCAACAUGCACUGCUUAUCACAAGUGGGACGGAGACACCCCAGAACAGGAUUAAUACAUACCGCUCAUCACAGACAUGCGGAGGAGGUGUGUGUGUUUACACCAACACGGAAUGGUGUAAGAACUCUGUGCUUGUCGCGAAGUACUGCUCUCCGCUGGUGGAGUUUGUGAAUCUUAAGAACGAUGAGUCAGCACACAGAGAGGAGGUGCGGCGACUGACAGACUGGUACAAAGUCAACAACCUACAUCUGAAUAUGACAAAACAAAUGAGAUGGUUAUUGACUUCAGGAGAGCACAGAGUGAUUUUCUUUUCAGGUCUUUCAUUUCAGUACCAAAUCUUGCCUCCAUGGCACACAGAGCUACAGAUAAAAGUAUGGAAUAAAAUGUAUUGAAUUCAUCAUGUGCUAAAAAGAUCACUGUGAUUUCAAACCAAUUUCUGAGAUUAUAGGGGAAACCAUGGAGUGUUGUCACAUGGCUAAACUGCAAGUUGGAAGACUUUGCGUGACCUAUUUAUGUAACAACAACAAAAAAUGAAGUAAGACAGUUCAACAAAGUGUAAAAAAGAGCACAGAUUUGAUGCAUUGAAUGACAUGCAAACUAAUCUGCAUCUGAUUCAAGAAACUUUUGUAUGAUGCACAAGCAAGAGGAAAUCUGAGUGCAAAUGAAUCAGCUUUAGCAUGUGAAAUCAAGUGCCAGCCUACCAGCACCUCAUUUGCAUAUCAUUUACAUGAUUGAUGCAGAUGUUUUGCUAGGGAACCACUGAAAUGACAGCAUUCAGCAGUGCAUGAGCCAAUGGCUGUACUUGUAUGCACAUGAGUAGUUUGUGCUGGAGCACUUCCUGAAUGCACUGCUGCAGAGAAGCUGAGGCGACAUGUACAACUCACCACACCAGCCAGCCUUCAAGCAGCCUUUGCUGAUGCAGAGAGGGUAGAACUGAUCCUUGGUGUGACAGAGGCCAUUGUGAGCAACACAAAGCUAUGUGGUGGAGGAGCUUGAGAAGGAGAUGACCUACUGAGUGGCCCUGGAGCAAGUUGCGACAGAGCGACCAGUGUGCUGGGCUGACAUGACACCACACAGGCCCGCUGGUAAAGUACUUCAAGCCGGCUGGGACAGCCUCCGGAUGCACAACGAGAUGCUGUACUGUGUGUUGGAGGAGCUGGUGCCAGAGAAGCUUGUGUGGCAGCUGGUGGUGCUGCAUAACCUGAGGAAAAUGGUGCUGGGCACUGUGCAUGAAGUGGCUAGCAUGGGGCACUGCGGUGUGGGCAAGACAAGGAAACGAUUGUGGCAGAGGUUUUACUGGCUGGGCUAUUCGAAGGAUAUGGAGGUGUAUGUGCAUUGCUAUGACCAGUGCACAGUAAAGAAAGGACACUACAAUAUUUUCUCUUUGUAAUAUUUUAUUCAUCACAUUUUUUUAGAAAGCACAUAGAAUUGCUUCUAGUUCAAAAUGAGUGACAUAUCAAGUAGGUUAUAACCAUAAUAGCUGCUUAAACAUUAAUUGUCAAAGGCUUAACAUAUAGAGAACAGAUUAAAAACUCAAAUAUAUAUUGAAAAGAACCCUAGGCAUAAAUCACAAAUACAUAGAUAGAAAAAAAAUGGCAUCGUCAGUUGAAAAAACUGCGUAUUUGACUGACUAGUGGAGAAAUCAAAUGUGUUGCAUGCCAAUUUGUUUUUGAAUUUGCUUGAAAAGCUAUCAAAUUUGCUUUGAGUAACUGUCAAGUUGAAAGGAACUUAUGUUUCAGCAUCUCACAACAUGCAACUGGAUACAUGAACGUUUCUCAGUGUGAAUCCAGCCUGAAAGCAUCAAACGUUCUCUCACUCACGGGUUUCACCGAACUAAAUAAAACUGUCACAGUCUGGUGGUUUUGCUGGGUCACAGUGUUCGUGAUGUGUUUACAAGUGAUAAUCACCCCAUUAAUGCAGCGACGCACAGCUCCAGUCCUGGAGGCCACAGUAUUUUUUAUUGUUUUAUUAUUUUAUUGUUUUAUCUGCUUGUAGACAGCAGACUCAACUCAGUAGCUACAUUAAACAAGGUCUUGUACUGAAAACUAUUGUGUCCUGUAGGAUGUUGUACUCUAUUAAUAGUGAACUGAUAUUUUAAUAUUAAAGAAAAAAAAAAGUGUUAAGGGAAUCACUUUGGCUUCUCUGUCCAAGGAGGAAACACUAUAAAUAAGCUCUGUAAAAUCUAUUUUAUAAAUAUGUGACGCAGGUGUUUAUUUAGUGGAACUGAAGAGUCUCAUCAGCAUGAGCCAACCUUGAUCACAUGAGAACCUGAAAGUGGAAAAUCUCCCUGAUAACAGAAGUGCAGUAACUUCUAUCAGCUCCUUUUGAACUUUUGCAUUCUUGGUCAACAUAAUCCACCGUAACAUCACGUUUUACAGUUCACAAACUCAAUAUUUAUUUAUUUAUGAAAUAGUAACAUGAAUUACUUGAAGAUCAAAAACUAAGAGUGAAAACACUACAUAAACAAGGUUUAUUAUGAAUGAAUUUCUUUUUUUUUCCUUUGACAAUGACAGGACAAGAAGAACAUUGCA